AUGUUCAUUCCACCAGCAUCCGACCCCCUUCUUCAUUUCCUCGCGUCUUCCCUGCUUAACCAUGGAAAGCGUGCAAGGGCCGAGCGCAUCGUCUCCCGUACCCUCCUUUAUAUUCAUGCUCUUACCCGCGCGCCGCCGUUACCUAUCCUCCGCCAUGCUCUCAUCACCGCUUCCCCUGCUGUCAAGUGCAUUUCACAGAAGCGCUCAGGAAAGAACGUCGUGAGACCUGCCGCGCUUACAGAAAAACAGCGCAUAAGGGCAGGUGUUCAUGCUGUACUAGCCGCCAGCAAAAACAAGAGUGGGAAGACGGUGGAGGAGCGUUUAGCACGAGAGAUUAUUGCUGUUGUUAAUGGAGACAGCAAAGCUAUUACUGACAAAGAGUUGAUGCACAAACAAGCUAUGGUCAAUAGGGGCAAUGCGCUCGUGAAGUGA
This is a messenger RNA of Suillus subaureus, 432 nucleotides long. RefSeq names its product ribosomal protein S7 domain-containing protein. Gene Ontology annotation, cellular component: ribosome. The record is from RefSeq and is a predicted model, not a curated record. Bases 1 to 432 code for a protein of 143 amino acids. Lineage: Eukaryota; Fungi; Basidiomycota; Agaricomycetes; Boletales; Suillaceae. The transcript has 2 exons. Gene Ontology annotation, molecular function: mRNA binding; structural constituent of ribosome; rRNA binding. Gene Ontology annotation, biological process: translation; ribosomal small subunit assembly.